AAAAAAAUGAGACUCUUUUGAAUCCCAAUGUGAAUUGGCACAAACUAGCCGUAAAAUCAAAUGUCAAAAAUCGAUUCUUAAUCGAUUUCGGAGAGUAAAGGUCGACUCCGGAAAGUGUAUUAUUUUAUGAGUUAAAUCGAUUAUCGUGUAGAAUCUGAAUCAAGUUUGCCAUUCCUAUUGCAUAUGUGCAUACUUAUGUUAGGAUUGUUUUCGUAGAUCCUACGUCUAUUUAUGAAUAUUAAAAUUUGCUAAAAUCGUGUGCAUACAAUCUAUUAAAAAAACUUUUAAGUAUUUAGUACGUUCGUGAUAUAAUAUAGUGAUAUAAAGUAUUCUCCGUCUGAAAAUAAAAAUAUUUAAAUAUGGCCAUAAUGCCCAAUCAGCAGGUGCCAACUCGAUUACGAUUCGGCUAGUAAAUUGUAUUCUGGGACUUUCUAACUUUAAACAUUAUUAUCUAAACAUUUUGAAAUUGUAUCUAAUUAAAUUUAAAUUAAUACAUUUUUAAUUAAAUGUGUCCCAUAAAUCUGAGACGUUUUUGUGGGGAGUGGCGUAUCUGGAUACGACCACUUCUAAUCGUCACGUACUGUAUUUUUUUAAUUAUCGUGGUCCCUCUGCUUAUUGUAAAUUUUGUUAAGGAUAACUACAAACGCACUGACCGGCUUAUACUUAUUGGUGGUCUAUUUGUUUUAUCAGCGGUACCAAUUUCUAUUUGGCACAUUAUUCAACAUGUCAUACACUUUACAAAACCGAUUUUACAGAAGCACAUUAUUAGAAUUUUAUGGAUGGUUCCAAUAUAUGCCCUCAAUGCGUGGAUAGGUUUGUUUUUUCCAAAACAUUCCAUAUACGUAGACUCUCUUCGUGAAUGCUACGAAGCCUAUGUGAUUUACAACUUUAUGGUCUACCUAUUACACUAUCUCAAUUUGGGUAUGGACCUAGAAGCAACAAUGCAGUAUAAACCUCAAGUUUAUCAUUUCUUCCCACUUUGUUGUAUGCGACCUUGGGUAAUGGGUCGCGAGUUUAUACAUAAUUGCAAACAUGGAAUUCUUCAAUACACCGUUGUUCGGCCCAUUACCGCGUUUAUUUCUGUUAUUUGCGAGAUAUGUGGUGUCUAUGGAGAAGGCACGUUUGCUGGAAAUAUGGCAUUUCCCUACAUCGUGGUGAUCAACAACAUUUCACAGUUUGUUGCUAUGUAUUGCUUAGUACUCUUUUACAGAGCAAAUAAAGAAGACUUGAAACCAAUGAAACCGAUACCCAAGUUCCUUUGUAUCAAAGCGGUGGUUUUCUUCUCGUUUUUCCAAGGUGUAAUAUUAUUUUUAUUAGGAUACUAUCAACUUUUACAGAAAAUAAUCACACUUGGAGACGAUACGAAUUUGGCGUCAAUGCUGCAGAAUUUUCUCAUUUGUAUUGAAAUGUUCAUCGCCGCAGUAGCCCAUAUUUACAGUUUCCCGCACUAUCCGUUUCAUAUCAAUGCGCCUCAAUAUUGGAAUAAUCCAAAUCAUAACUGGUGCCGAGCGUUCCUCUCAAUGAUAGAUAUAUCGGAUAUGCAGCAAGAUGUAACGGAGCAUCUAGGAGUAGUAAGCAGUUCGAUUAGUCGACACUUUCAAGGUCGGAGCACAUAUCAACCUCUGUCUCGUGGACCCCGCCGUUCCAGUAGUGAAACGGAAUAUCUGAUGAGCAAGCGAGAAGAUGGUGAUAGUACUACAGACGGUAUAGUUAGUGACAUGCCCACAACGAGCUCUAUACUCGGCGAUGUAAUGAUUGUUGGCGGAGGUGGCGCUGUUGUACAAAAAGCAGGCAACCGUGCAGCGCACAACACAUCAACUAAAACGCCGACAGCCACCAACGUAGCAACCGCUGAAACGCAUUCCAAUUUCGGUAUAAAUAUACAAAAACGGGAAGUGCACACACGAGAAUACUCACCACAGCAACUAUAUGGGGCGCCUGUACCCAGUGGCAACAGUUUCUUGCAAGCACGAAAUAUAGGUGCGCAUUCCGACAGCGUUCCCGAGGCAGAUGAUGAUUUUGUCUCAUUAAUUGGGACUGGUAGAUGACAUCGUAAUCUUGAAUGUAAUAACCACAGUCAGAAUAUAAAUACAUCAGCGGUCGAAUCGACAUCAAUGUCUGUAUCGGCUUCGGUGAAUUUUUCUAGUAGUCUUAAACUGUCGACAGGUGAGAGCGGCAGUUGUAGUUCCCCUGAUUGGCUUAGUACGUCGCACUCUGAAGAUAACAACGACAAUGACAGCUACGACCACCCUGAUGACAACAACUUAAAAUCGAACGAUGCUAAUAUUCGUGCUAUUCGGCAAAUGAGUGACUUAGGGGGGGAUAACAUUGUUGGUAGUGCAAAUAUUGCGUAUUAUGCUGAGCAGCAUGAUUGCAUUGAAAUUUCACCAAACCACGUAGCCAUGACACGAUCACGACAAAGACCUACAAACAACCAACACAUCACAUAAAUUUCGCGUCGACGAUACUACACAGAUUUUAAUUUCUUGCUUAAUUUUAUGUUAGUAGUAUUAUAUACCAUUUAUAUUGUUAACACUGCAGUCACGAUGCAAAGUAACCAAUUAUGAUUAGUAUACUUCUUCUUUUUAGUUUGUGAACUUGCAUAUUUUUAUUUGUUUACAAUUUGCAUAUAAUUGCCCGCUAGCCGAGUACAAGCCGUUUUAAACCAAUUUAAACAGUAUAUUGCGAAUUAAUACUUUUUAAAUGCAUUAUAAUAACAACAACAGUAAUCUGUAGCGUAAUAAUGUGGCCUUUUUAUAUGAAAAUCGUACCGAAAUUAAAGAUUUAUUACAAAAAGCCUGGGGUAUUAAAUUCUUUAUUAAAAGUAAACUGCUUACAAAGUGGAUUUAUUUUACUUUUUCGAUCAUUAAGUUUUUUUAUCUCUGAACAGGGUAUAUUAAGUUAGCCACGAAGUUUGCAACACCCAGAAGGAAACGUCGGAGACCCUAUAAAAAAUAUAUAUAAAUGAUCAGCAUGAUGAGCUGAGUUGAUUUAGCCAUGUCCGUCUAUCCGUCCGUCCGUCUGUAUAUAUGCAAACUAGUCCCUCAGUUUUUGAGCUAUCAAUCUGAAAUUUUGUACCUGCCCUUUUCUCACUAAGAAGCUGUUCAUUUGUCGGAACGGCCGAUAUCGGACCACUAUAGCAUAUAGUUGCCAUACAAACUGAACAGUCGGAAGCAAGUCCUUGUAUGGGAAACUUUUUUAUUUGACGUAAUAUCUUUACGAAAUUUGGCAUGAGUUAUUUUUUAAGGUAACAAUGUAAUUCCCGAAGAAAUUGUUUUGAUCGGACGACUAUAACAUAUAGCUGCCAUACAAACUGAACCAUCGGAAUCAAGUGCUUGUAUGGAAAACUCUUUCAUUUGACGAGGUAUCUUUCCGAAAUUUGGCAUGGAUUAUUAUUUAAGGCAGCAAUGGAAUCUCCGAAGAAAUUGUAUAGAUCGGAUGUACAGACUGAACGAUCGGAAUCAAGUGCUUGUAUGGAAAACUUUUACAUUUGACGAGGUAUCUUGAUAAAAUUUGGCAAGAAUAUAAUCUCUGCAAUAAUUGUUUAGAUCGGAUUGCUAUGUCUUACAGCUAUUAUAUAAACUGAACGAUCGGUGUAAAGUGCCUGCAUGGAAAAAAAUUUUAUUUUUUAUUGCCGAUUCACGAAAUUAGAUCUGAAUCAAGAUAUUGUAAGGAACCUUUGUAUCUGUGAAUGGUAUUAUAGUUUCGGUGCAACCGAAGUUAACGUUUUUUCUUGGUUUUUUUUUUUUGUUAGACCAGGUGAAAUCGUCACUUUGUCGUUGACUGCUGGUAAUAAUCAAAGAAUUCUAUUAUAACUAAAAUUUAGUGGAUACGUCAGGGGAUCAUUAAUAAUUCACGUUCGAAUAUAAUAAAAAACAUGAAUACAACAUUAGGAAUGGGUUAAAAUACGUAUGUAUUUUGUUAAUCUGCGCUGGCACACGAUAUGCAUGUGUAGAUAUAAAUCAUAUAUAUAUAUACAUUUUCACAUUCUAAAUCAAAAGUCGAAUAAUGUAGAAAAAAAGUUUGUAAAUUCAGUGUAGUUAAUUAGAAAACAAAUAUGAAAUAUAUGCAGUACACUUAAAAGGGUUAUAAAUAAUAUAGUCUUAUAGCAAAAUAGUAAAGUGCUGAGUUACGAAAUUAAAUUAUAAAAUAUUAUACAACAAUUCUCUUAAUUCCGUGUAUUUAUAUGGAAAUCAUAAAUGAAAAAUAGUCGCAUUAAAAUUUCUGCUGAUAUUUAUAAAUAAACCAAGUUCACAUAAUGAAACAAGCUAAAUCAACACAAUGCAAAAGAAAGUUCAGAAUAGUAAAAGGGAUAAAGUGUUACUUGUUUUUUGUGCCUGCAAAAAAAUUCUGACUUAAAUUUAUUUUGUUGUCAUAGUAUGAAACCUUUAAUAUUAUUUACCCUGAAUAUUUUUUUAUCCUUUUAUUUUUAUGAUUAUUAUUAUUAUUAUUACAAUUAACAAUAAAAUGGACGUUUGAGUUCAAAAAUUGUUAAAAUAUUAUAAAAUUAAGUACAUAUUUGGACUAAUAAUGCAAAGACACUAAUUUACAAAAGACCUUUUGGACGUACCAAUUGAAGAUACAUAUAUAUAUAUCUGUCGUCUAUUGGAAAUAAAAAAAUUUCAACAAUUUACAAAUUAAGGUACAGCCCAAAUGACUGUCCACCGAGUAUAUACAUAUAUAUAAGUACUCAUACUAAAACAUUUUUAACGACAAACUAAAUAUAAACCGAAAUAUCGUCAUAUCGUUACACUUAAAAUUAUUACACUGGAAUUAUUGACUGGUCGAGGCAUGUCUUUUCUACUUUAAGGUCUUCAAUUACCCAAACAGUAUAAGUAUGCGUAACAAAAAUGAUUGGCUAUGUACCCGUAUAGAUGUUGAUUAUAACUAUUGCUAACGCCAGUGGCUAAAGGCACGAAAAAUUACGCAUACAUCAACAAAAGGUGUAUAUUUAUCAAUUAUUGUAAUUUGUGCGACCGCCUAGCUCUAAUAGGUAGCGAUCAGGAUGAUCCAUCCAAUCAGCUGCAGUUAAUUUUACAGUCCUUUGCCGUUCAGCUUCCUUGAUUUGCCAUUUCUUAAUAUCCAAUUGAACAUCACGUGAUGCCUUGUCACCACAGCCCCAUACCUGUUGAGAAAUUUAUUAAAAGAGAGAAUAAGAUACUUUGGUUUGGUAAUUUAGAGUGCAUGUACACUCAUUGCUUCUUCUUUCUGCUUAUAUAUAAACUAAAUUUGCUAAUUUUGUAGACGUCACACCUGCAUUCAUACGUAUAUUUUAUACAUACCAAUAUAUUAUAUAUGCACGGCAGGUGUGUCAUGUUUACUAUAGCUUUGGAUGCAUUGUACACAUGCAUAUUAACCCAAAAAGCUGUUGUAGCUACUCUUAUAGGUAUUAUCCCGUUACACUGAAUUUCCGUUCCACCUUUGCCUGCAUUUAUUGUAUUUUAUUCACAUGUAUAAAUUAAGUAAAAUAAAAUAAUUAUGCUUUAUCAACUAUAA
This is a messenger RNA of Bactrocera oleae (olive fruit fly), 5496 nucleotides long. Its product is annotated as transmembrane protein 184C. Gene Ontology annotation, cellular component: membrane. The record is from RefSeq and is a predicted model, not a curated record. Gene Ontology annotation, biological process: transport. NCBI's taxonomy places the organism in Eukaryota, Metazoa, Arthropoda, Insecta, Diptera, Tephritidae. Gene Ontology annotation, molecular function: transporter activity.